AGACUAGUUUUUAAAAAACUGUAUAAAGCUGGUCUACAAGCUGCUAUUUAUAAAUAUAAGUUCUAUAUUAUAAAAACUAAGUUUUUAGAUUUUAUUAUUUCUACUGACAGAAUAAAGGUAGACCCGGAGAAAGUAGCAGUUAUUAAAAAAUAA
Messenger RNA from Aspergillus japonicus CBS 114.51, 153 nucleotides. RefSeq lists its product as uncharacterized. The transcript has a single exon. The annotation marks the transcript as partial. The record is from RefSeq and is a predicted model, not a curated record. Lineage: Eukaryota; Fungi; Ascomycota; Eurotiomycetes; Eurotiales; Aspergillaceae.